Molecule: messenger RNA, 2298 nt
Organism: Aspergillus affinis
Lineage: Eukaryota; Fungi; Ascomycota; Eurotiomycetes; Eurotiales; Aspergillaceae
Product: ketopantoate reductase family protein
Exons: 5
Coding region: 1-2298 (765 amino acids)
Cellular component (GO): cytoplasm
Molecular function (GO): oxidoreductase activity
Source: RefSeq, a predicted model, not a curated record
AUGGCUCCUCCGCCGCGCUUGCGCAUUUUAUCAGUUGGGAGCAAUGCUAUCUCGGCCUUCCUUUCCUGGAGACUUCAGGCGACCACAUCAUGCGACGUGACGCUGGUUUGGAAAUCGGGGUUCGAGGCUGUGGCCCAAUACGGUGUCUCUUUCAAAUCGAAAGCAUUCGGCAAUGAACGAUUUAAGCCUCGACAUGUGGUCCGUACACCGGAAGAAGCCGCGUCGCGAGAAAAUGCCUACGACUACGUUAUCCUCUGCGUCAAGGCCUUGCCUGAUGUCUACGAUCUGGCCUCCGUCAUCGAAUCCGUUGUUACCCCUCAACACACCUGCGUCCUCGUGAACACGACAAAUACCCUGGGAGUCGAGUCGCAUCUGGAGCAGCGGUUUCCGACCAACGUCGUUCUUUCGCUGGUUUCGGGGGUGGAGAUUUCGCAGAUUGGAGCCAGCGAGUUCGAACACUUGAACUCGUCCGAUAUUUGGAUCGGUUCCACCACAAAGCAGACCAACGUCCCCAACUCCAUCCAAGGCGACAUGGCCGCGGCGCUAGCAAUGACGCUGGGAUCGGGACAGGUGAACUGCACAGUAUCGAAAAAUAUCCGCCAGGAACAAUUUGAGCGUAUGAUCGGACCAAUUGCAUUUUACCCCACUAGUGUAAUGUUUGAUACUUCCAACCACACGCAGCUUCUCGAGAAGGUCGGCGUGCGUCAAUUAGUGACGGGCGUCAUCGAAGAGCUUAUCGAGCUGGCAAAGGCAAACGGGUGUUCAUUCCCCAGUGAUUUCAGUGAAAAGACGGUCGCGAGUAUGACGGCCAGCGGGUCGCCGAGCGCGAUGUAUCAGGAUUUCCAGGCCCGACGUCCGAUGGAAAUCGAAACUUACCUUGGAACUACCAUCAAACUGGCGACCGAAUCCGACGUCCGGAUCCCACGUCUCGAAACUCUCUACGCAGCGCUUCUUCACAUCAAUGCCACUAACCUCAGCAAGCCUCGCGAAUCUCCACCCCCCAUGCCGGCUGCGGCACCCGCUGGAGCCCCUGUGCCUCCGGGCCCGCCUCCUCGAAUGUCGUCUGCUCCCCCUCCCAGAGCAAUGAUGAAUGGCCCUAUGCGCCCGGGUCCCGGCGGGAGAACGAGUACCGGUAUGCCAAUGCCCGGAAGACGGGGACCCCCUGGACCGCCGAUGCCCCCGAUGCCUGGGAUGAUGAGACCCCCCAGUGCCCAGCCUCAAUCUAAAAUGCCUCCCAAGGAGGCUUCUUUGGAAGGCCUUGAGGAGUUCAGCCACCUUGUCGUGUAUGACGACGGGGCGGGUGGUGAACCUCACCAGAACGGUAAUGGCUUCCCUGAUAUGCCACCCGGCGGCCCGGGAGGUGCUCCGGCCGAAAUGGCGUUGAGAGAACGCGAAUUGGCGCUUCGACAGCGCGAGCUGCAGAUCCGUGAACAAGAAAUGAUGAGUAUGCGGCGAGGCCCCCCUCGAAGAGGGCCCCCGCCCAAGGCCGCCUUCGACGAGGAGGAUGAAGAUGACUAUUUUGACCCCAUGGAUGCCCUUCCCGUCCCUCACAUCGACCCCGACAGUGUGGAUAUGAUGAGCAUCACCUCCCGCAAAGCCAAGAAGGCCCCGAGCGCCAGCCAAUUACGCAAAAACCCCGAGAUUAACACGAUGCCCCCGCCUCCUAAUCGACCGGGCUCCUCUUUCAGCCGGUACUUUGGCGGAGGAAGGAAGCGUGCGAGCGACCGGAUCAUGCAGGAGAUCCCUGGACUUCAUGAUUCGUUGAUGGACAAUCCCAUGAUGGCGUACUCAUCCAACCGUUACGGUGCAGUCGACAGGAAUCAUAUGGCCGCGGGAUCGCGUGCCAACUCCCUGACGGCCAGUCGAAUGGGCGACUUCCCGCCACACCCUUACCCGCAAAGCCGAAGGAACAGCAAUUCCCCCGCGACUCCCUAUGGCCCUGGUGGCCCUCGGAUGGGCCGACCCGGGACCGCGCAAGACCAGCACCUAGGACCACCCAAUGGCCCUCCUCACGGCGGCCAUCCGUCGCCGCCCGGACAGAUGCGAGCGCCUGUACCCAGGUAUCCACCUGGGCAAGGUAAUGCGGUAGGUCCGCAACAAGUUGAGCAACAUUAUGGGGUGAGCAAACCGUAUUCCGCCAAGGGCACUCCCAAACAUAGAAGUCUGACCGGAAGUGCGAGCGCCAGCGCGGAGAGUGGUGAUAGCGGGGCCAGUGCGAACCUUGAUUCCGAGAACUCGGCGCAUAGUAGCCAAACCAGCUUAGGUGCUCAGCCACCAGCUGCCAUGCCCGUUCGUUGA